Procambarus clarkii (red swamp crayfish) is the source of this 956-nucleotide messenger RNA. It is a transcript of the gene mRpS11, whose product is annotated as mitochondrial ribosomal protein S11. Lineage: Eukaryota; Metazoa; Arthropoda; Malacostraca; Decapoda; Cambaridae. Gene Ontology annotation, biological process: mitochondrial translation. The record is from RefSeq and is a predicted model, not a curated record. Gene Ontology annotation, cellular component: mitochondrial small ribosomal subunit; ribosome. Gene Ontology annotation, molecular function: structural constituent of ribosome.
AAUUCCACCCCGUCCUCCCGACCAUUUCGAAGAAGAAACUGCAGCGAAUGUGGCGUAUUUUAACAGAGUGAGUGCGAAUUGGCACAAAAUGCUACGGAAUAUUGUAGCAAGGACCAUUCAAACCGCCCAGGUGGGGGCUAGAACUUUGACCCCGCUCAAAACUACGGUAGUUUGUAGUGGGCACGAUAUUGCGUCGAAAUUGAAGAGUUCAAGAUGUCUGGAGCAACUCCGGGGUGUCCACGUCGGCCUGGCCAACACCAAAGCAGAGGACCGUAAGGAAAUGUUGGCCUCGAUGCCCAAGAUGGACGAGGGCACGGAAGGCGAAGUUUCUAUUGACAUAGACUCCAACAUUCGAGGGUUUGGUGGCAUGUUUCCGGAUGAAAAUACUCCAGACUUAAUAUUUGAUGGGGUGCGCUUUGCUGAUCUUCCUAUAUUACAUGCGAAGUUUUCGAAAAAUAACACACUUCUGAUCCUUACUGAUGCUAAAGGUGUGGUUAAACUGACUCGAUCAUGUGGCCUGGAAGGAUUUAAGAAUGCACGUAAAGGCACCAAUAUUGCAGCUCAGGCUACAGCAAUCAGUAUGGCUACGAGGGCACUAGACAGAGGGAUGAAGAAUGUACGCGUUAAGGUGUAUGGACUAGGAGCAGGUCGAAUGUCUGCUAUGAAGGGGUUGACGAUGGGAGGCUUGAAUGUUGUCUCCAUCACAGACAGCACUCCAAUAAUGUUCACAGACUCUCCACGGCCUAGGAAGGCCAAGAAGCUCUAGUCACUUAACCCUCAAUCGUAGCUGCUCAAUUAUGUCAGUUUAAACAAAAUAUUGUCUAUGGAAAGUCGUAUCUCAAUUUGAUUUUCCAGGUGUAAAUAGUGUUUAGCCCAUUUUCAUCGAUAAUUAUUGAUUGUGUAAAACUUUCUAAUGACUGAUUAUACAUGUAUUAUAAAUAAAUAAGUUAAUUAUU